This is a messenger RNA of Corythoichthys intestinalis (scribbled pipefish), 6669 nucleotides long. It is a transcript of the gene cdc42bpb, whose product is annotated as CDC42 binding protein kinase beta (DMPK-like). Gene Ontology annotation, molecular function: ATP binding; protein serine/threonine kinase activity. Bases 1041 to 6206 code for a protein of 1721 amino acids. The transcript is spliced from 37 exons. Gene Ontology annotation, biological process: actomyosin structure organization; peptidyl-threonine phosphorylation. Gene Ontology annotation, cellular component: cytoplasm; cytoskeleton. Lineage: Eukaryota; Metazoa; Chordata; Actinopteri; Syngnathiformes; Syngnathidae. The record is from RefSeq and is a predicted model, not a curated record.
UUAGGGCUUUUAUUUUGAAUAACUGCAGUACUGGAACGACGGACGUCUAGCGCCGUCAAUGGCACUGAAACAAUCAUUGACAGCCAAUUCAAAGACGUCUUUGUCUUUAGCCCGCUCCCUCCUUUCCCAGAAUGCACCGCGACGGGCCUUUGUGAUUGUUGUCGAAAGCUGUUUGUUGUCAGGCGUCGGCUCUGAUGACGUCACGCCGCGUCCACGUCACGUUCCAGUCUCCUCCUGGCUCCCGAAGAAUCAUGACGUGACGUCACGUCUCCGUAGCGUUUCCGGCAGGGAAGGCGGGGCCCGUGACAAUUCUGCUCCAUCGCCAGCGACGCGGACGGAAAGGAAAAGGACGACUUCCGGGGAUUUGGAUUUCUAUUUUCAAAACAAAAGUCUUUCUUCGGCCUCUCCGCACGGUUCCGAGAGGCGCCUUCGCCAAAAACUGGACGUCGGAUGACGCCGAGCGUCGGAAGGACGCGACGAAACCGACGGCCGGCCCUUUGCCGACGGCGCUGGCGACCGUCUGUAUGUGAGAGCCUCUUGUUUUGAAAGCGUGGCCGCUCGCCCGCCCGCCUCAGCGGAAGCGCUGCCGAGUGCGGCUGGACGGACGCGGCGACCAGUGCGAGACUGCUAGUCGAGGGAGGCGACCUGGAUUGACGCGAAGCGGUCGUCUCGUCAAAACCGCUCGGACAAAAACGCACCGUAAUCGUCCCCGGGGGCGGCCGACAAGUCGUCCGUCGGUCUGUUCGCUAGCAGGAGCUGCUAGGCUAGCAUGGAACGGCGGCGGCACCGCGCCGCACGCUAACGUCGUGAGGACAGACGGACGGACGGACGCAAGACUCGGACUCGACGUCGUCGACUGGCGGCGAGAGCCCCGGACGAAAAAGGCGAUAUUUGCUCGGGAUUAACGUUGUGCGAACUCAAACAGGCCGGACGAUCUUCGAAACGGGGUCGGGAAUGUUGGCUCGGAGCUAACGAGCUAACGGAGCUUAUCGUGGAAGCUUUAGCUUUGGAGCCUGCCAGGCCGGAGCGAGCGAGCGAGCAUGUCGUCGUCAUCGUCGGCGGCGACGGAGCGCCUGAAGCGCCUGGAGGAGAUUCUGCUGGAGCGGUCACCGGCGGGUUGCCUGAGCGUCGAGACGCUCCUCGACCUCCUCCUCUGCGUGCACAGCGAGUGCUCCAACUGUCCGCUCAAGAGGGAGAAGCACGUCACCGACUUCCUGGACUGGGUGAAACCCUUCACCUCGGCCGUCAAAGAGCUACGACUGCACCGGGAUGACUUUGAGAUGUUGAAGGUGAUCGGACGCGGAGCUUUCGGCGAGGUCGCCGUGGUGAAGAUGAAGCAAACGGAGAGGGUUUACGCCAUGAAGAUCCUCAAUAAGUGGGACAUGUUGAAGCGAGCUGAGACGGCGUGCUUUCGCGAGGAGCGCGACGUGCUCGUGAGAGGAGACAGCCAGUGGAUCACCACGCUGCACUUUGCUUUUCAAGACGAAAACUACCUGUACCUGGUGAUGGACUACUACGUAGGCGGGGACCUGUUGACGCUGCUCAGUAAAUUUGGGGACCGUCUGCCGGAAGACAUGGCCAAGUUCUACGUGGCCGAAAUGGUGCUGGCCGUGCACUCGAUCCACCGGCAGCGCUACAUUCACAGAGACAUUAAACCCGACAACGUCCUGCUGGACGUCAACGGCCACAUUCGCCUGGCCGACUUUGGCUCCUGUCUGCGUAUGUUGGACGACGGCACGGUGCAGUCUUCGGUGGCGGUGGGCACGCCGGACUACAUUUCCCCAGAGAUCCUGCAGGCCAUGGAGGACGGCAUGGGCCGCUACGGUCCCGAGUGCGACUGGUGGUCUCUGGGCGUGUGCGUCUACGAGAUGCUGUACGGAGAGACGCCCUUCUACGCGGAGUCUCUGGUGGAAACCUACGCAAAGAUCAUGAACCACGAGGAGCGAUUCCAGUUCCCGGCAGACGUGAGCGACGUGUCGGAUUCGGCCAAGGACUUGAUCGGGAGGCUUCUGUGCUCGCGCGAGCGCCGGCUGGGAUCCAACGGGAUCUCCGACUUCAAGACGCACCCCUUCUUCAGCGGCAUCGACUGGGACAACAUCCGUUCGGCCGAGGCGCCCUACAUCCCCGAAGUGUCUUCGCCCACCGACACGUCCAACUUUGACGUGGACGACGACGUCCUCAAGAACCCGGAUGUCACCCCGCCGAUGUCCCAUUCCGGCUUCACGGGGCAACACCUCCCCUUCGUGGGCUUCACCUACACCACCGGCAGCCGCUUCUCGGACCGCGGUGGCGGCGAAGAGGCGGGCGACGUGGAGUCCUUCCAGAGGAGGAUCCGGAGUCUGGAGCAGGAAAAGCAGGAACUCGACCGCAAACUGCAAGAGUCAACACAGGCUCCGUCUACCGGAGGAACAUUGACUCGAGACAAAGAGAUCAAGAAACUGAAUGAGGAGAUCGAGCGGUUGAAGAAGAAGCUGGCAGACUCUGAUAGGCUGGAGCACCAGCUGGAGGAGGCGGUCACCCUGAGGCAGGACAUUGACAGUUCCACCUCCAAGCUGAAGAACCUGGACAGGCAGGUCAAGACUCUCAGACAGGAGAAGGAAGACGCCCACAAGCAAAUGCAGGAGGCCCUGGAGCGCCUGAGAUCUCAGUCCAAAGAACUGAAGGAGGCUCAUUCCCAGAGACGGCUGGCCCUCCAGGAGUUCUCGGAGCUUUCGGAAAGGACGGCUGAGCUGCGCUCCUCCAAGCAGCGCCUCUCUCGACAGCUUCGGGACAAAGAGGAGGAGGCGGAUACCCUCCUUCAGAAAAUGGAGGUCAUGAAGCAGGACGUCCGCAAGACCGAGAGGAACCGCAAGGAGCUGGAGGCUCAGUUGGACGAAGCCACGGCAGAAGCCUCCAAGGAGAAGAAGCUGAAGGAGCGCAGCGAGGUUUAUGCCAAACAGCUGGAGGCCGAGCUCCAACGCCUCAAGGGACGAGGAGCGGCGGCGGAGGGGCCCGAGUCUCGGCAAGAGCCGUCUCGGCUUUCGGCCGAACUCGACAAGAAGGUGCUGUUCUACGAAGAGGAGUUGCUGAAGAAGGACUCUGAGAUGAAGAAGUUGCGCAAAGACCUGCGUGACUCGGAGGGUUUGCAGUUUGCCGCCAACAAGGAGAUCGUGCAGCUUAAGGAAAAGCUGGAAAAGGACAAGCGGGAAAGACAAGCGGAGAUGGACGACGCCAUGGCCGUCAUGAAGGAAAAACAAGAACGGGAGAAGAACCUCCUGAUGGAAGAAAACCGAAAACUCGUCACCGAAACCGACAAGUUGUGCUCCUUCGUGGACAAGCUGACCGCUCAGAAUCGGCAGCUGGAAGACGACCUCCAAGACGCGUCGUCCAAGAAGGAGAGCGUGGCUCACUGGGAGGCUCAGAUCGCCGAGAUCAUUCAAUGGGUUAGCGACGAGAAAGACGCUCGCGGUUACCUUCAAGCCUUGGCUACAAAGAUGACGGAGGAGUUGGAGACGCUGCGCAGCUCCAACCUGGGCAGCAGAACUCUGGACCCCUUGUGGAAGGUGCGUCGCAGUCAGAAGUUGGACAUGUCGGCCCGUCUGGAGCUUCAGUCGGCUCUGGACGCCGAGAUCCGAGCCAAGCAGAUGGCCCACCAAGAGCUGCGCAAGAUCAAAGCCGCUAACAUGUCCCUGGAGAGUAAACUGAAGGACUCUGAGGAGCGAAGCAGCGAGAUGGCGUCGCAGAUCGAGUAUCUGAAGAAGGAAAUGGAGGACGGCCGUUCGCGAGCGGACAAAGCGCUGAACCUACCGGACUUCCAGGACGCCAUCUUUGAAUACUUUAACACGUCUCCGUUGGCGCCCGACCUUACCUUCAGAAACGUGGAUAUGGACACCGCCCCCACCAGAUCCCAAAGCAAUCCCCCUUCGUCAGCUUCGGACAACGAGGAUUUGAAGUCCGUGGCGGUGAGCCCUUCCCCAAGCUACCAAAGUUACUCUGGGAGCGCGCCCAAGCCCAAAGCGCACCAGCUGAGUAUCAAGACCUUCUCCAGUCCCACGCAGUGCACCCACUGCACGUCUCUCAUGGUGGGGCUGAUGCGACAGGGCUACGCCUGCGAAGUUUGCUCCUUCAUCUGCCACGUGGGCUGCAAGGAGCACGCCCCCCUGGUGUGCCCCAUCCCGGCCGAGCAGGCCAAACGACCGCAGGGCAUCGACGUCCAGAGGGGCAUCGGGACCGCCUACAAAGGAUACGUCAGGAUUCCUAAGCCCAGCGGCGUGAAGAAAGGUUGGCAGCGAGCCUUCGCCGUGGUGUCCGACUGCAAACUUUUUCUUUACGACGUCCCCGAAGGCAAGACCACCCAACCCGGGGUUGUGGCCAGCCUGGUGCUGGAUCUCAGGGACGAGGAGUUCUCGGUCAGCUCCGUCUUGGCCUCGGACGUCAUCCACGCCAACAGGAAGGACGUUCCCUGCAUCUUCCGGGUGACGUCGUCGCAACUGAGCUCGCUGUGUUGCGUGUCUCUCUUGGUUCUGGCUGAGAGCGAAGCGGAAAAGAGGAAGUGGGUGCGCAUCCUGGAAGGUCUCCAGAGCAUCAUGGCCAAGAACUCGCUCAAGAACCAGCAGGUCCACGUCUUGCACGAGGCCUACGACGCCUCGCUACCCAUCAUCAAGACCACGCUGUCCGGAGCAGUCAUCGACCGGGAGCGGAUCGCCCUGGGGACCGAAGACGGACUCUUUGUGGUGGAGGUGACCCGAGACGUGAUCGUGCGGGCGGCGGACAGUAAGAAAGUCUACCAAAUGGAGCUGUUGCCCAAGCAGAAGAUUUUGGCGCUGCUGUGCGGGCGAAACCGCACGGUGCACCUUCACCCGUGGGGCCUGCUGGACGGCAGCGACGCGGCUUUCGACGUCAAACUGAGCGAGACCAAAGGCUGCCAAGCUCUGACCGCCGGCUUUCUGCGGCCCGGCGGACCCGCCUGCCUGCUGGCGGGCGUCAAGCGGCAGGUGCUUUGCUUCGAGAUCACGGCGGCCAAACCCCACCACAAGCGUCUGUGGGAGGUGCAGGCCCCGGGGACGGUGCAGUGGCUGGGGAUGCUUCGCGAGCGCCUCUGCGUGGGAUACCCAUCGGGCUUCGCGCUGCUGGCCCUGCAAGGCGAAUCGUCGCCCGUGGGCCUGGUCAGUCCGGCCGACCCGUCCUUGGCCUUCCUGGCUCAGCAGCCCCUGGACGCCCUGCACGCCGCCGAGGCCGGAUCCGACGAGGUGCUGCUCUGCUUCAGCCAGCUGGGCGUCUUCGUGGACGGGCAGGGACGCCGCUCGCGCACGCAGGAGCUCAUGUGGCCCGCCACGCCGCUGGCGUGCAGUUCCAACACCUCGCACCUGACCGUCUACAGCGAAUACGGCGUGGACGUCUUCGAUAUCCAGACGGCCGAGUGGGUGCAGACCAUCUCCCUACGCAAGAUCAGACCUCUGAACGCGGAGGGGACGCUCAACCUGCUGAGCUCGGAAGCGCCGCGCCUCAUUUACUUUAGCAACACCUCGUCGGAGGGGGACCUGACCAUCCCGGAGAUGUCGGACCACAGCAGGAAGCUGAUGGUUCGCACCCGCAGCAAGAGGAAGUUCCUCUUUAAAGUUUCCGACGAAGAGCGACUUCAGCAGCGGAGGGAGAUGCUGAGAGAUCCCGAACUGCGGUCCAAGAUGAUCUCCAACCCCACCAACUUUAACCACGUGGCCCACAUGGGCCCGGGGGACGGCAUGCAAGUUCUCAUGGACCUCCCCCUGGUCGGUGACGUGGCCCCCCCCUCCCCGUCUCCCUCCCCUUCGUCGUCGUACUUUCGUCACACCCUCAUCUCCUCGCCCUCCAACUUUGAGCACGUGUAUCACAUGACGUCGUCGUCGGCCGGCGUCUUCUUGCUGAAAGACUCGGCCUUCUCCUCCUCCCAGCAGAGCCUCCUGCAGCCUUCUUCCUCCUCCUCUUCCUCUCCCUCCAUCUCCUCUGUGGGAAGGGGGGUUUUGUCAUCGUCUCAAGAGGACGCGGUGAAAGAGAGGCCCCGCCCCCUGUCCGGCAUCUCCCGCCAUCAGCGCAGCAAAACGCACAUGACCCGCACCACCUCAGGUAACUUUGGGGGCGGAGCUUCGCCGGCGGGCGGCGCCCAGGAGGCGGAGCACGAGGCCGAGCGAGAGGCUGCGCCCGGCGGCGAAUAUUGCGUGGAUCUCUCCUCCGACGCCUCCGCCGAUUGAAUUUUGCGGGCUGGCCGGCGUCCGCUCCGGCCCCGCCCCAGCCUCCGCCUCGCUUUGCACCCUACGAAAGGAAAGACGCGCGCUCUCCGGCGAGGCCGUUCGCCACCUGCCGCGUUUUCCGUUUUAUUCUCCUUUUAUUGCGGCGGUGUGAGUGAACUUCCUGCUUUUAUUUCGCUUUUAAGCCUCAUGUCGCUACGGCGGGCUCCGCCCCUUUUGACCGGGGGUCGACCGCUAAUUUGUACUUAUCGAAUCACUUCCCGUUUGACAAGGAAAAUGGAAAAAAAAAAAACACUACUGUAUCUGAGUUGCACAUUGUUGUCAUUGCUCUUGCUCUUAACUUUUGACCUCCAGGGGUCGGGUCAACACUACUGUUUCCCUUUUUUUUUUUUUUUUUUUUUUUUUUGCCAGAAUCACCAGGAAACUUUGUAAUGAGGACAAACAAUAAAAGUAUCUACUGACGCUA